Symbiodinium sp. CCMP2592 is the source of this 1218-nucleotide messenger RNA. Lineage: Eukaryota; Dinophyceae; Suessiales; Symbiodiniaceae. The record is from the annotation of a GenBank genome assembly.
AUGGGCAAGGACGUCGUAAAAAAGAAGCCAGCAGCGAAGACGGUGAAGUCUUUGCAGACUAAGGCUUCAGUUUCGUCUGCUACCGCGCCUACGACCGAUAAGCCCUUCGACAUCGACACCUUCAUCAAGCAUCUAGGAGGCCUCGGCCCAGGCGAAGCAGAUUUUUCCUGGGGUAGUGGCUUCGACGGCAUCAAUGCAGUUGGUCAUGUCAUCCAGACUUUGCUGCCAAGCGCUCAGCACAUAUUUGGACGUCGACUCGACGAGUUCCGACAGCGGUUCGCGAAGAGCCCCCUGGACCCCAAGGCGGUGUCAGAGUCUACAUUCCAAGCCGCUGUACGUGCUUUGAAGAAGCACAAACCGGUUUUCUUCCUGCUCGAAAACGUUGUCGGCUGCAGGAAGAAGGCGAAAGGCGAAACUUCGUCGCCACUGGACCAUUACUUGCGCGUCUUGAAAGGUAUGGAUGGCGGUUACGACGUCCAGGCCAUCAACAUCACAGGCCGGCCUCUGGCAGAGAAGCGAGAAAGGGUUUUCAUACUGGGCAGUCGAUGCCCGGACUUGACAGCAUCGGAUUGGGCUCGCAAAAGCCAGUUGCUCGAGGAAGUUUCGAAGGAGAUGCCGAUCCAUGCGCUGAGCUGCAAGGUGACACCCGUUGAGGCUCUUCGCGACGAAGUAACAUCUUGGAAAGCCGAUGCAGCCUAUCACAAUGAGUUCGCGGCCUUGAUGAGCAAGCUCAGCGAGAAGUUCAAAGGUGAUCCUCUCAUCGUCAAGGACAUGAAAGACAGAGCGAGUUCGAAGCUGCGGGCCGUGCGUCAUCUGACACCGAUCCAAAAGGCGAACGUGGAUGUGAUUGAAAUGAUGGCGACUCGAUCGGCCGAGGAGGCCCGAAAGGCUGACAGCUCCUUCGUGCCGUACAUCCUCGCGGACAUUUCUCAGAAGGCAAGCUUCGGUGGCAUCACGCUCAACAAGACGUGGACGACGCUCACUACGUCCACACGUCUGCUCGACUUCCAGCAAGGCGAGAUCCUGCCAGCAACGAGCCACCUGGAGAUGCUAGGGUGGAACAAGUCUUGGCGGCAGAGCAGCAAUUUGCAGUACUGGUCGCAGUCAGAGAUUUAUGAUCUCACGGGCAACUCUAUGUCGCUGGCCGCCGUGACGAAGGUUCUUCUUCCGCUCAUGAAGCAUGUCACAGCAGAGGGCAGGCGCUCGUUGCAAGCUUAA